Molecule: messenger RNA, 1029 nt
Organism: Botrytis sinoallii
Lineage: Eukaryota; Fungi; Ascomycota; Leotiomycetes; Helotiales; Sclerotiniaceae
Exons: 6
Coding region: 1-1029 (342 amino acids)
Source: RefSeq, a predicted model, not a curated record
AUGGCCUUUUUCGAUAAACGCGUCCACUCUCUUCGGCAGCGGUCUGAGAAAGAUAGCCAGCCCCUUCCAAAGUUUACACUCGGGGCCAUCAACAGGGAUGGCUCCUUCCAUUAUGCUAAGGCUUUUGGAGAUGAAGUUGACAAACCUCACGGCACCAAUUCUGUGCAUUGGCUCGCCUCUGUCAUCAAGUUCAUCACUACCAUUGCUGUAAUGCAGUGCGUCGAGAAGGGACAGUUAGACUUAGAUGGUGAUAUAGCAAAAGUGUUACCAGAGUUCAAAGAUCCGCAGAUCUUGACGGGCUUUAAUGAAAAGAAUGAAGCUAUCUUCAAGCCCUCCACAAAGCCUGUUACCCUUCGGCAAGCACCUAUUGACUCACUCCAGCGGCAUUGCUUAUGUGUUCAUGAAUCCGCUUCUGAUUCGCUACCAAGAGUUGAAGAAACACCAACUUUAGCCAAUCGAUCUAUCGCACAGAAGUUUCCCCACCGAUUUCUUGUGUUCGAACCCGGUGAGCGAUGGGUUUACUCCCCUGGCCUUUACUGGGCUGGCCUCGCUGAUGCCAUCUUCCAUCCCGAACUGCGAGAAGAUCUGCAAGCUCGAAAGGCCAGAAACUGGGAGCGAGACAGCCAAAGCCUGAAAGAGCAGCCGAAGCCUGUUUAUGCGGAGAAUACCUUGCACGAUUUUGGAGGAGGCGGCUCAUUUGCAACUGUGGAGGAUCUGCUCAAGAUCUACCAGAGCGUCCUGAUAGCGAAGCUACUACGACCCGAGACUGCUAAGGAGAUGUUCCAGCCUCAUCUGGAGAAUAUCGGGGGCCUCGAUAAACCAGAGGAGUACUCGUCGUCCACCCGCAAUGCUAUCUGGAAUACCGUCCCAGAUGACGUCCCUCUUAACUUUAGGAUUGGAUGGAUCGACCUUAACAAUGAUGUCGCCGAUCUAUACCUUUCUCAACUUUUACCUACCGGAGAUGAAAAGGCUAUCGAUAUCCUGGCUGAGUUUGAGGAGUUUGUAUACUCGAGUUUGGAUAAGUCUUGA